Durusdinium trenchii is the source of this 1777-nucleotide messenger RNA. NCBI's taxonomy places the organism in Eukaryota, Dinophyceae, Suessiales, Symbiodiniaceae. The record is from the annotation of a GenBank genome assembly.
GAGGAGCUCAUCUGCAUUCGCACGUUUUGCCCACGAGCUGGAGUGGUCGAGUUUGAAGUCCAGUAGCUGGUUCCAUGUCAGUGGCAUUACACCACUCUUGGGCGACAAUGCACAGAGAAGUUGGAAGGCAGCUAUGCAUGAGGCGACUUCUUGCCUUCCAGUGUCCUUGGACCUCAACCAUCGGAAACAAUUAGGCACCUUAUCGGAGCUUUGGAACAUCGUCUCCCCUUUCUGCAGUGCUUUGGAGGUGUUGAUUCUUUCGACUGAUCAGUUGAGUGGUCUUGCAGAACUGCUCCUCAACACGAGCUUGGAAGGUGACUCUGACACUGUCUAUUUGCACAUCAUGUCACGCUUAAUCCGGCAGCUGAAAUGUAAGCGCCUGGCAAUGUGCGUGAAGAACCGGGAUGAUUCAACCGGGCUUCAGACACGUUGGAGUUUGUUGACCGAGCUCGAUGGAGAUUCUGUCCGAGAGCAUCGGUCGAUCCCUAUCUCUCAUGUCCCCAAGGAUGAAUGCGGUGGCGGAAGUGCUUGGGCAGCAGGUCUGAUCCAUGCGUUGCACGUCGACUCCUUGACCAUCCCCGAGGCCUUGCGGCGAGCUGAUCUCCUUUCAGCGCUCAGUCAAAACACUGAGGGCGACUUCUCCCGAGUGAGCAUCCAGGAGCUUUCGGCUGCGGAAGAGCGCCAGAUUCCAUCCAGCUCCACCUCACUGGUCCAUCAUAUAUCAGCUACAUCAGGUCCCAUCGUUUCUGUUCCAUCUUUUGCAGUUGACGCAGCCGAAGUCAUUGAAAUGACUUUGAAGAAGAUGAAAGAUGCCAAGGUGUUGCCAAUCUUUCGAGUCAAGGGUGAUGCACAGGUGGCUAUCAAUAGAGGGGUCGAAUUGGCAUCCUUGGGAUGUAAAGCCAUGGAGGUCACCAUGGAUAGUGCUGAUUGGCAGCUCAUCUUAUCAUCCCUGCAUCAGCGACUUCCGGAUGUGAUUUUGGGUGUGGGCACGGUGAUGGAUGACACCGUGUCCCAAAUUCCCUUGGCCAAGAGUCUUGGAGCUUCUUUCGCAUUAUCUCCCAUUGAUCCGAUCGGCUUUAUCGAAGUUUGCAAGAAUCUCGGUGUCCUGGCGGUCCCAUCUGCCUUCACCAGCAAUGAAUGUUGGUCGAUGCACCGGCGAGGUGCACGUCUCAUCAAACUCUUUCAUGCGGGCUUGGCGUCUCCUGCCAUCCUGAAAGCUAUGCUGGAUGUGACACCCUUGGGUGAAAACUUGAACAUUUUGCCUUCUGGUAGCGUGUCUCCAGGCAAUGCAUCUGAAUGGCUCAAGGCCGGUGCAAGUAUCGUAGGUAUGGGUAGCAACUUGGUCGGCAAGGACAUCUCACUGAAACCUGGAACAGCCGAAUUCCACGCCGCAGUUGAUGAUUGGAGAUCUAAAGGUCGGCCCAUUGUGGAGAAGAUGCUCAAAGACUUAGCUUUAUUGACGCCGUAAACUGCUGAGCCGUUCCAGUUGGGCCUCGGUUGGGUCUCGGUCGUGUCCCUCCUCAGAUCAUAUCUGCUCUGGCAAAAGGGAGCAAGGGCAGAAGAACGGCGUGGAUAAGGAGCUCUUGGAAGGGACAGUGACAUAGUUUUGAAGCGUUUUGAACGAUCCACCGGAAUCCACCCUAUGGAGUCACUUCAAUUCUUCUUUCCUUUGGAGUCACCAAGUCUUCAAGAAGAGCUGUCGGAGCCAUCGACACCGUCAACGGCCAAACCAGCAGGUUUUCCAUUUGGAUACCUUGCACGACCAAAGUGUUUGCGG